This is a messenger RNA of Vigna radiata var. radiata (mung bean), 999 nucleotides long. RefSeq names its product GTP-binding nuclear protein Ran-3. Bases 118 to 783 code for a protein of 221 amino acids. The record is from RefSeq and is a predicted model, not a curated record. Gene Ontology annotation, biological process: protein import into nucleus; ribosomal subunit export from nucleus. The transcript is spliced from 8 exons. Gene Ontology annotation, molecular function: GTPase activity; GTP binding. Gene Ontology annotation, cellular component: cytoplasm; nucleus. Lineage: Eukaryota; Viridiplantae; Streptophyta; Magnoliopsida; Fabales; Fabaceae.
CCAAUUGUGCGUGAUUUUCAAGUCCAUGGCAAACUAUAUAAGCAUCAACCUUCCCCUCCUAACUCCAUCCUCACACACACACAUCAUCCUCUCCUUUUCUAACGUUCUUCAUUCAUCAUGGCUUUGCCACAGCAUCAACCGGUUGAUUAUCCCAGUUUCAAGCUCGUCAUCGUAGGCGAUGGAGGAACUGGGAAAACCACUUUUGUCAAGAGACACAUAACUGGGGAAUUUGAGAAGAAAUACGAACCAACCAUUGGCGUGGAGGUUCAUCCACUAGACUUUCACACCAAUUGUGGAAGAAUUCGCUUUUACUGCUGGGACACUGCUGGCCAAGAAAAAUUUGGUGGUCUCAGAGAUGGUUACUAUAUUCAUGGCCAGUGUGCUAUCAUUAUGUUCGAUGUAACGGCUCGCUUGACGUACAAGAAUGUUCCUACAUGGCACAGAGAUCUAUGUCGGGUGUGUGAGAACAUACCCAUUGUUCUCUGCGGAAACAAGGUUGAUGUGAAGAAUAGACAGGUUAAAGCAAAGCAGGUUACAUUUCACAGGAAGAAGAAUCUUCAGUACUAUGAGAUAUCUGCAAAGAGUAACUACAAUUUCGAAAAGCCCUUUUUAUACCUCGCCAAGAAACUUGCAGGGGAUGCUGGCCUUCAUUUUGUGGAGAUGCCUGCUCUUGCUCCACCAGACGUAGUCAUUGAUCUAGUUACCCAACAAAUGAAUGAAGAAGAGCUAGCUAAGGCGGCUGCUCAACCUCUUCCAGAUGACGAUGAUGAAACAUUUGACUAAACUUUCAGGCUUUCCAGAAAAUAGCUGAUGGAAAAGAAUGAUAUUUCCUCUGGUUUGAUACGUUGUAACCUUGGGGUGAGUUUCAUGAAAUAGAAAGCAGGAAGUAAGGGUGGAGCUCUGUGUAGCAGAUGCAUAAAUAAGCAGUAUUUCUUACUUUUUUUUUCCUGCUGUUACGCUGUGGUUAAUAGUAAUCAAUUGCCUUCUUCUGUCUUUAAA